This is a messenger RNA of Torulaspora delbrueckii, 1464 nucleotides long. It is a transcript of the gene PKP2, whose product is annotated as protein kinase PKP2. Gene Ontology annotation, biological process: regulation of glucose metabolic process; protein phosphorylation. Bases 1 to 1464 code for a protein of 487 amino acids. The transcript has a single exon. Gene Ontology annotation, molecular function: pyruvate dehydrogenase (acetyl-transferring) kinase activity. The record is from RefSeq and is a predicted model, not a curated record. Gene Ontology annotation, cellular component: mitochondrion. Lineage: Eukaryota; Fungi; Ascomycota; Saccharomycetes; Saccharomycetales; Saccharomycetaceae.
AUGAAUCGGUUCACGUCGCAGUCAGUGCGACUCAAGCAUUCCGUCCAUACUCCAGAUAUCUCGCAGAUACCAAACUUUACCAAAUACUCGCCGAUCAAACCCAUCAAUGAAGAGUUGGCGCCAUACGUACUGGAGACCAUGAAGGCCUUUCCCAGUCGAUCUAAGCACAUUAAUCAACAGCACUAUUACCACAACCGUACUGUGCUGAUACAGGAUUAUCUAAGAAAAAGACCCCAUCCCAUGUCAUUGACCCAAUUGGCCCAGUACUAUGAUGACUCAUCGCAAUUGACAAAGCAAAAGAUCAUAACAUCAGGUAAAUUCGUUAAGGAGGAACUAUCCAUCAGAAUGGCACAUAAGUUGAAUUCGUUGCAACAAUUGCCAUUCCAUGUGGUGAACAAUUUCCAUUUUGUUCAAGUUUACGAGUCCUACUACAAUAUUUUUGAAAGAUUCAGAAAGUACCCAACGAUACGAACCAUUGAUGACAAUUGGAGAUUUGCAGCAUUCUUGCGUCAGAUUUUACAGGAUUUUAAUUCUUUAAACCUUCCCCAUUUAAUAAUGGGAGCCCUCGAAUGCACAAUUCUGGAGUUAUACCCGCAGGACAAGAUGGACGAGUUGUUGUCUAGUCUCCUGAGAGCUCGUAUCUCUAGAAGACUGAUCGUUGAAGAGCAUAUUAGUAUUACAUCCAAUUAUGCCAGUGGAAAGAAAGAAAAUACGUUGGUCUUAGGUGACAUUUUCCAAGAAUGCUCUGCCAAAGAAUACAUCGUCGAUGCCAGCAAAAUGUGUCAAAAGUUCAUCCAGGACAUGUAUUUCGAGAAAGUUCCACUUCCCGAGCUUAUAAUCGAUGGUGAGCUUGAUCUGAAGUUUUAUUUCCUGCCGACUCAUCUUAAAUACCUGCUCGGUGAAAUACUGAGGAACACUUACGAAGCAACUGUCAAGGACUAUAUCAGGCAGGGCCUGGAGAAACCACAACCAAUUGUUAUUACAAUUGUGAAAAAUGAUGAGUCCUUCAUUUUCCGUAUAUCAGAUCGUGCUGGUGGAGUGCCACAUAACGAUAAAAACAUAUGGUCUUUCGGCAAAUCUAAGGAGCGUGCAAGUGAAUCACUUGAAAACUUUCACCGCUUACCAGGCCUACAAACAGUGUCCCUCUACGACCAUUUAUAUCAAACAAAGCAUGCAGUAUCCGUUGACAAGGCCAAUCAACCAUACAGGCACACAUCUCUCGAACCCAUGAGCCAUUCUAAUCUCACAAGCGGCAAGUUCAGGUUUGAAACACCAUUAAUAAGGCUCAUGGAAAGAUCCUAUCGCUACAAACUUGGAAUCGGUCUUGCUAUGUGUAAAGUGUACGCCGAAUACUGGAACGGGGACCUAACUCUACACUCACUCCCAGGGUAUGGUACCGACACCGUUUUAAAGCUAGGAAACCUGAUGCACACUCCAAGGAAGCAACAGCUGGAUAAGGUCUAA